This is a messenger RNA of Cariama cristata (Red-legged seriema), 939 nucleotides long. RefSeq names its product elongator acetyltransferase complex subunit 4 (gene ELP4). The transcript is spliced from 9 exons. Lineage: Eukaryota; Metazoa; Chordata; Aves; Cariamiformes; Cariamidae. The record is from RefSeq and is a predicted model, not a curated record. Gene Ontology annotation, cellular component: cytoplasm; transcription elongation factor complex; elongator holoenzyme complex. Gene Ontology annotation, biological process: tRNA wobble uridine modification. The annotation marks the transcript as partial.
AUGGGGUCCUCCCCAGGCUGCAGAUUAUCUGUAGGAGGAGUUUUGUUGGUAGCUCAGGAAGAUAAAUAUGGUCUUUACUGUAAUUUGUUGUUGAAGUAUUUUCUCGCAGAGGGAGUUGUCUGUGGACAUGACUUGUUUGUUGCUUCUGCUAAAGAGCAUCCUGACAACAUCUUAAAGGAACUUCCAGCACCUUUGCUUGAUGGUACCUACAGAAAUGAAUUGGGAGAAGAAGCAACAGCUGUUAAGUCUGAAGAUUUUCAGGAUUCUAUGAAAAUAGCCUGGCGCUACCAAAAUUUACCAAAAAUGGAGGCCAGCCCAACGACAUCUACAAAAUUUGGCCAUUAUUAUGAUGUUUCUAAAACAAUGUCUCCAGAACUGUUUCAGUCCAUUAAAUGGCACAGUUUUUACCUUCCUGAAGAAUUGUCUUUACAGCCUAAAAUGAAAACAUGUAAUAUGAACAGUGCUUAUGCAAGGCUGCUUCAGUCCAUUCAGAGGAUCAUUUACCAGGAAGGGUUUGAUGGCUGUGAUCCCCAGAAAAAACAAAAGAAUAUUUUGCGGAUAGGAAUUCAGAGUCUGGGUUCCGUGUUGUGGGGUGAUGACAUUUGUAGCAGUGAUACUCCUGAAGAUAUUCAUAGCCUUACAAAAUUUCUGUAUAUUCUCCGUGGCCUCCUCAGAAAAUCUUUGUCAGCCUGCAUCAUCACAGUGCCUGCUCACCUUAUCCAGAAUAAAGCAAUUAUGGAACGUGUAACAAACUUGUCAGAUAUGGUAGUUGGUCUUGAAUCAUUUAUUGGCUCUGAGAGAGAAACCAAUCCAUUAUACAAGGAUUACCACGGUUUGGUUCAUGUACAUCAGAUUCCUCGGCUUAAUAGCUUGAUCUGUGAUGUGUCAGACACGAAGGACCUUGCUUUUAGAUUAAAACGGAAGCUGUUCACCGUUGAG